ACUAGGCCAUCCCCGCUCUAGGCAGCCCAACCCUCGCUCUCCGCGCAUGCGCAGGCAGGAAGCGGGCUAUGUCACCGGAAGCCGGGUGAAAGGCGCUGGGCCUCUUGUUCCUUCCUUUUCCGGUCGGGGAGCCAUCGCAGCCGGAGUGUCGAGAUGGGGAAGUUUAUGAAGCCGGGGAAGGUGGUGCUGGUCCUGGCCGGGCGCUAUUCGGGGCGCAAAGCCGUCAUCGUGAAGAAUAUCGAUGAUGGCACCUCAGACCGACCCUACAGUCAUGCCCUCGUGGCUGGUAUUGAUCGGUAUCCACGGAAGGUAACCACUGCAAUGGGCAAGAAAAAGAUAGCAAAGAGAUCCAAGAUCAAAUCUUUUGUGAAGGUGUACAACUACAACCACCUCAUGCCUACCAGGUAUUCCGUUGAUAUUCCUCUGGACAAAACUGUUGUCAAUAAGGAUGUGUUCCGGGACCCUGCACUGAAACGCAAAGCACGACGUGAAGCCAAGGUGAAAUUUGAGGAAAGAUACAAGACAGGCAAGAAUAAGUGGUUUUUCCAGAAGCUACGAUUCUAAAUUUUGAAUGGCUGCAUCAAUAAAUGUUUAUUAAAAACCA
Alligator sinensis (Chinese alligator) is the source of this 604-nucleotide messenger RNA. RefSeq names its product ribosomal protein L27 (gene RPL27). Gene Ontology annotation, biological process: translation. Gene Ontology annotation, cellular component: cytosolic large ribosomal subunit; ribosome. The transcript has 5 exons. The record is from RefSeq and is a predicted model, not a curated record. The coding region runs from base 154 to 564 and encodes 136 amino acids. Lineage: Eukaryota; Metazoa; Chordata; Crocodylia; Alligatoridae. Gene Ontology annotation, molecular function: structural constituent of ribosome.